Molecule: messenger RNA, 1199 nt
Organism: Thlaspi arvense
Lineage: Eukaryota; Viridiplantae; Streptophyta; Magnoliopsida; Brassicales; Brassicaceae
Source: the annotation of a GenBank genome assembly
AGAUGUCCUUGAAAAGCAUCCUUCGUGAUCUGAAGGAAGUGAGGGAUGGACUUGGAGGGAUCUCAAAGCGAAGCUGGUCAAAGUCGUCUCACAUUGCUCCUGAUCAAACCACUCCACCGCCGGAAAACAUCCCGCAGAGCCCGUGGGCUUCUCUGCCGCCGGAAUUGCUCCAUGACAUAAUCCGGAGGGUCGAAGAGAGCGAGACCGCUUGGCCAGCUCGAGCAGCCGUGGUCUCUUGUGCCUCUGUCUGUAAAUCAUGGAGAGGAAUCACAAUGGAGAUUGUUAGAAUCCCUGAGCAGUGUGGGAAACUCACUUUUCCGAUCUCACUGAAACAGCCUGGUCCACGAGACUCUCCUAUUCAAUGCUUUAUCAAGAGGAACAGAGCAACAGCUACAUACAUUCUCUACUACGGCUUGAUGCCUUCUGAGACGGAGAGCGACAAGCUCCUGUUAGCAGCAAGAAGGAUCAGAAGAGCGACGUGCACGGACUUUGUAAUCUCACUCUCUGCAAAAAACUUCUCACGGAGCAGCAGCACUUAUGCUGGCAAACUAAGGUCUGGCUUUUUAGGAACCAAGUUUACAAUAUACGAUAACCAGACAGCAUCAUCCACAGCACAAGCUCAACCUAACAGAAGACUUAACCCUAAGCAAGCAUCACCUAAGUUACCUGCAACAACUAGCCAUACCGCGGGAAACAUAACCUACGAGCUCAAUGUUCUACGCACAAGGGGCCCUAGGAGAAUGCAUUGCGUUAUGGACUCUAUACCACUCUCUUCUGUUAUCGCUGAAGCAGCAUCAGUAGGUAAAGGCAUUAAAGAGGAGGAAGUAGUCUCUUCCUCACCUUCGCCGAAAGGAGAAGCCAGCGCAGAAACGGAGAGAGAGAUCGCUGAUGUUUCUCCAAGCUUGUUGGAUCAGCCGCUGGUUCUGAAAAACAAAUCCCCAAGAUGGCACGAGCAGUUGCAGUGCUGGUGCCUCAACUUCAAAGGGAGAGUGACGGUUGCUUCGGUUAAGAAUUUCCAGCUUGUGGCAGACAUUGAUCCUUCUUUAGAUGCGACGCCUGAAGAACAUGACAGAGUGAUCUUACAGUUUGGGAAGAUCGGCAAGGAUAUAUUCACCAUGGAUUAUCGCUACCCUCUCUCUGCUUUUCAAGCCUUUGCUAUUUGCAUCAGCAGCUUUGACACCAAACCGGCCUGUGAAGGG